Messenger RNA from Capsella rubella, 694 nucleotides. RefSeq lists its product as uncharacterized. The coding region runs from base 257 to 580 and encodes 107 amino acids. The record is from RefSeq and is a predicted model, not a curated record. The transcript has 3 exons. NCBI's taxonomy places the organism in Eukaryota, Viridiplantae, Streptophyta, Magnoliopsida, Brassicales, Brassicaceae.
AAAAAGUUAUUGAGCCAUUUUUUGCUAAUAUAACAAGUUUAUGGAUCCUUUUCUAAAAAUAUAAGAAUAUAUAAAAAGUUUAUUGAGCCAUCUUUUCGUCGUUCGUCUUGUGGUUUGGCCACUACAACGAGUUUGUGGUGUGGCGGACCUUCAUUUCUCAGUCCCUCCGCCUUUAUUUUUUUCAGCUCCGGUGGUGGUUUGUUUGGAUUCCGACAGGCAUUUUUGUGGAGGCAAGUCACAGGACCGUUUGGUUUUCAUGGUUUGUUCGUGGCAGUUAGUGGCGUCGUGGGUUUUUGUUCAUGGUGGUCAACGUCACUCCUCCAUUGGUGGGCAGUUGAGGGUGGCAGCUUCUCCAGUCAUGGUUAUGGCUAUCCCGUAUCCAUUUGCCUUUGUCCCUUUUGCAUCGUCUCUGUUUUUUGAGUGCUUCGGUAAGCCUCAGAUAAUUCGGCUCGUGGCAACGAGGAUGAAAACUCUAGUUCUUUGGUAUUGUGGCAACCACGCAAAUUUCCGAGUUUCGCGAGCUUGGAAUCAGUGUUUCUUCCCGCAACUUGCCCUUGAGCACUCAUUUUGUGAUCCCUAACAUUUUGAGUAGUAAUAUUGUUUUUAAUCUUUUUGUAGCUGCUUUUAUCCGCUACUCGUUUUUGUUGUAACUUAUGUCACAAAUUUAAAAAUUUGAUAUAAAACUUAACCUUUU